GUCGAUCAUGUGCAGUUGCACAAGAAAAUGUAUCUCACAUGUCUUAUGCUUUGUGCAAUAUAGAUUCAGGAACAGUGGCUUCAAGAUCUAGGCUACACCGAAGACGACAAUCUUCAGGUACAAGGACGCACAGCAAUACAGCAUCUGAUACGAUUCAUAUACGCCGACAGUGAAGCAAAUUUUCUAUUCCGGAAUCUGUCUGACAUUAUAUCUCUGGAAUUGGCCACAGCAAAAGCCUCAUCGAUGGCAAAUUCAGCAGCACAUCAGAAGUUAAACAGCAAAAGGACUGUCGAUGGCAGCAAAACUUCUCUAUCCAACAGCAGUGACAGACUGCCAAAUGCAAAUUUUGCCGAGGAUUCUGCUCUUGACUUAACGGGGAUGGAUAUGUGGCUGCCUUCCAGAGUAGCAUAUAUUGAAGCCGAGCUCAAACAGAGGGAAUUGCAUGUUUGUAUCGAGGAAGUCUCAUUCCGCAGUAAUAUGCUGUUCAAGCCGCCCGAGUUUUUGACUUCAUUUCUUAAUCUUCGAACUUUAGAUCUCUCGAAUAACAAUCUUUCAAUUCUACCUUCGGGCUUAGCAACUGCAUGUCGAAACCUCAAUCGGUUAGGUCUGAGUGAUAAUAAUUUUCGACGUGUUCCCCCGGGCGUUAAGGAAAUGACUAAGUUGUCUACUCUCGAUCUGAGCUUCAACAAGCUAAAAGACAUCACCAGUGCCGCGUUCCCUGAUCAAUUAACUGUACUCUACUUACACAAGAAUCAGAUAACCGUUUUAGGCGCGUGUCUAGACAAUUUGGUGUCGCUUUGUACGCUCAACUUAGCACAUAAUCAACUUAGGAGGCUACCUGCGCUGGAACUUCCACGCUUAGUUUACCUCAAUCUAAACGGCAAUAGUCUUUCACGAGGAGAUAUGGGAACGCUUCGGCCACAAAUGUUGCUCUGUAAAGCCAAUUUCCUCAGUCUGUUCUCGGUAGACCUCAGCCAACUCACAGAGAUCAAUCUGUCUCGAAAUAAGUUACAAACAUUACCAGAUCUUCCCAAUUUAAAAACACUUAACGCAUCGUCGAAUCAAAUUCAAUUGCUGCCGAAUUUACUGUACAAACAAGUUAUACCGCUAAAAAAGAAUGUACCUCUGCCUACAAAUUGCGACUGGGACAAUACCGACAAUGACAGGACACAAUCUUCAAUCGAUAUAAUAACUCCAGAUAUAAACGGCGAUGCCGGUUUGAACAAAGAUUCGAAUACAAACAAAGAAGUCGGCAUGAGUCGAGACGAAAUCAAGUCUCCUUCCGACUCACAGAGCGAAUUAGGAACGACACUCCACAAACUCCAAAGAGUAACAAGCGAUCAAGCCGAAAUACUCGGCUCCGAAGAAAUGUCGCCAAGGCGACGAAUGAGCGCCGAGACUGCGCGAGUUUCAGGCCUGAAAGCUGAGGUGCAGCGUAUUCCCAUGCAACCUACCAGAGUGUCGCCAAGCACAUCAAGUCUUCAAACUCCACCUAAGUACAAAAAACGUUCACCGAAUAUCAAUCCGCCAACAUCUAAUUCUGCGGGAAUAUCGACCGUAUCAACGCCUCCAUCCUUGUCCUCGAAAGGCACAUGGGGGAAGCGACGAAAAUCCAAAAAUAUGCGAAAUCAUUACCCUUCACAAAAUCUGUGUGCUAUUGAGGUUUUACUUCUAGGAAAGAAUAAGCUCCAAACAGACUGUCUACUGGAUAGUAUCAGCCAAAUGAGCAGUUUGAAGGAGCUGCACCUAUCCCACAACAACAUCAACGAACUUGGACACUUGAGGAACCUUACUAGUUUGAGGCUGCUCAACAUGAAUUCCAACAGCUGCAUGAAUGUGCACAGCGACGUGGAGUAUCUGUCCAAUUUGAGGUCCCUAUCUCUGUGCAACAAUCGAUUGAGUCUGCUUCCUCUUUCAAUGUCAAAAUUAAGUAAACUGGAGAUGUUGGAUUUGAGCAAAAAUAAUAUAAGAUAUGCCGGAAUUCACAGUUGGAUGUGGACAUCCAACCCCAGUGUUCGCGUUUUGAAUUUGGCCCGCAAUAAAUACUUGGGCAUUACGAACUUAGCCGACAUUGCCUCGCUCCCCAAUCUUGAAUUUAUUUCAUUAGCGGGAGUCAUACUGCCGUGUCGAUGCAAGACACAGCAAACAUCGGCCGGUUUAUUGGACUUGUAUUCUAGGUCAGCCUCUGAGACCCAGGCUUGCUCGAUCUGUUUUACUGCCUCCGUACCGGCGAAUCUUAUUAAAACUAUUUGUCUAGAACCGAAAGAUUACCCGAAACCAGAUACAUUGAUUAGGAAAGCAACUGCACGGAACUCGUUCCCGUCUUCAGCAUACGCAUCGCCUGAGGGUACAUUUUCUGCAACCGCGAUAACGGCGCUGACAGCGGAAGAAGCUACCGAGAAAGACAUAGGUCUGCCUGUGCAAUCCGGUGUUGCACAGAGCAAUAUGAACGUGAAAACAAUAGGUCAGUAUUCGUUUACACUGAACGGGAUAGACUUUUCAGAGCUAGAAACGGCGAAAUCUACAUUUACCAUCGCCAAAACACACCGAGUAUACGGCGUUUUCGAUGCAUACGGACCAACAAUGGCCGACAGUCACUCCAGUGACAAUCAGAAGAACGUGUACCAUCCAAAUUCAGUCGCCAGCAUAGCAUACGAAAACUUCAUGCCAACAUUUUGGGAAGCUAUCGGGAGAGCUUUUGAUGGUAUAGAUAUAAACAAUAAUAUCACCCGUUCUUUACGGAGAGCCGUGCUUAGGGUCAACAGGGUAGUCGCUGAGCGUCUCCCAGAAUCAAAUCAAUAUGAGGGCUGUAGCAUGGCUGUAUUGUGUAUGAGUCGAUCGCGUGUCUGGGCUGCGAAUUGUGGUACCACUCUUUCUGUUCUUUGUCGAAACGGGCGAGCCAUGCCAUUGUCUGCUAAACACACGGCAAAGGAUGAGGAGGAGCGGAAAAGGGUACUGCAGAGAGGUGCUGAUGUUUCCGCGUGUGGAGAACUCUUCGGAAUGACCGAAGCUACAAGGGGCCUGGGCAUGUUUGCCCUACAGCCCUUUAUGAACGCCGGUCCCCACGUGGUGGAUCACCAUAUCUCUCAUGAUGAUGAAUUUAUAAUCACGGCAUGCCAUGGGUUGUGGUCUUGUAUGUCGUUUCAAUACGCUGUUGAGGUAGUGCGCCACGAAUAUUCACCGGAGCGUGCUGCACAGACUCUCAGAGAUCGAGCUACGAUGCUCGGCGUUCAGCGACCGAUUACGGUGGUAGUGACGUUCACGCCCAAAAUUCGCCGUGCUGUGCGCAAAGAAGGUUUAACCACCAGUUUGAUAACGCACCAGACGCAAGAUCGAUCAAACGCAGAAGUACCUCCACCUCACGGAAAAGUCACGCUUGUGUUCACUGAUAUUCAGGAUUCGACUGAAUUAUGGGAGGAAGAGGAGGAAGCGAUGAGAGAUGCUGUGCGAAUUCACAACGAGUUGAUGCGAAAACUUUUGCUUGAACACGGAGGAUACGAAGUUAAAACUGAGGGCGACGCCUUCAUGGUAGCGUUCGAGACUUCACAUGCUGCUCUAAAGUGGGCUUUGCAUGCUCAGACUAGUUUAACGGAGACCGUUUGGUCUGAAGAGAUACUCUCGCGUCGGAGCUGUCGCGAGGUGAUGGCUGAAGGGCCGGACGGUAGUCAACAGACCGUGUUCCGAGGUCUGCGAGUGCGAAUGGGUAUCCAUACCGGCUGUCCAGAUUGUGAAGCUGAUCCUAUUACGGGCCGAAUGGAUUAUUUCGGACCGAUGGUCAACCGCUCUGCCCGGGUCUCAGCGAUCGGUCAGGGUGGUCAAAUCGUGAUAAGCAAGCAUGUAUGGGAAGAGGUGGAAUCGUCGCUGGGCCCAGACACCGAAGUGUCAGUAUUAGGAUCAUAUAACCUGAAGGGUAUGAAACAGAAGGAGACUAUACGACAGAUUUUGCCCAAGACAUUGCAUUGUCGGCUGGAAUUCUUCAAGAAGAUCUGUGCACCUCCACCCCCUCCUAUCAAAGUUCAGUCUCCAAUUUCGACGCAAAGAGAGCAAGCCAUUGCACACAAAUCCAUGUCUUCACCGCUUCAUCAAAGUCGAGAGAAAGCAAACAUGAAAAGAAACGAUCUUGCACCAGCCACGAAACCAAUUAUUUAGAAGUAUAGAGUCAGCACUCACAAGCGACGAACCGAUCGCAGUGUACAGCUUUUAGUACUGCCGGUCGGAAGAGAGUCUUAUCGGGCGCUGAUGCAAAUUAAUACCAUAUUACUCAUCAGGAUAUAAGUAUAUCGAAAAUGACUGUUAAUGUACCCGAAUUCGACUACAUUUCCGUCAUCAGCUUCUUUAAGCAACUUCUUUAAGCGAUUUGCAAAAAAAAAUGUAGAUUGUGGGCACCCGCAAGACAUCAAGGACUUCACAACUGACGAUACCUAAAUAUUACUCCGGUGAGAUUGAAUGGGCUGAAAUUUUCGAAAUUUUUCAUGGCAAACUAAUGGAUGCUAAUUUUUGCUGCUGGGCUGCAAUAAGAAUAGCAAUUGGAGUUGCACUGGAAAUUGCAGGUGUUAGAUCACAAAACGAAAUCGUGAGUCACACUUUCGAAUUUCAACUUAUCUAUCAGGGGUAUUGGUGAUGUACUAGAAUAAAUAUGACACUGUUUCCUGGAAAUUAUC
Messenger RNA from Sphaeroforma arctica JP610, 4661 nucleotides. RefSeq lists its product as hypothetical. The record is from RefSeq and is a predicted model, not a curated record. Gene Ontology annotation, molecular function: protein binding. Bases 244 to 4149 code for a protein of 1301 amino acids. Lineage: Eukaryota; Ichthyosporea; Ichthyophonida. The transcript has 22 exons. Gene Ontology annotation, biological process: intracellular signal transduction; cyclic nucleotide biosynthetic process.